Messenger RNA from Diospyros lotus (date-plum), 939 nucleotides. RefSeq names its product organ-specific protein S2-like. Lineage: Eukaryota; Viridiplantae; Streptophyta; Magnoliopsida; Ericales; Ebenaceae. The record is from RefSeq and is a predicted model, not a curated record. The transcript has 2 exons. The coding region runs from base 66 to 734 and encodes 222 amino acids.
CAAAUGGUUACUAUAUGGAGCUGCCAUCCAAAAUCAAGAGUAGCAGCCUUUACGUGUUCUAAGAGAUGGGAUCUCUUUUCAUUUUCUUCAUCUUCUCACUUGUUCUGUUUGCGAGCGGUCUCCAUGUUCAUGCCAGACCAAACCCGCAGUCACUGUCCAUGGCUAAGAGCAACGCCGCCAGUUGUCACACACCGACGAAAGUCAUAGCCGAUGAUUCUGCAAAGAGGGGGCCUUUCGUGAGAGAUUUUGAGCCAAUACCUAAUGCAUCAGCGUACGGCGACGAAACUAAAUUAACAACACAGAAAUCUUCCACAUCAGGAGAGCCUUUUGUGAGAGAUUUUGAGCCAAUACCCAACGCAUCAGUGUACGGCGACGACGCUAAACUAAUGGCACAGAAAUCUCCCACAUCGGAAGAGCCUUUCGUGAGAGAUUUUGAGCCAAUACCCGAUGCAACGGUGUACGGCGACGACGUUAAACUAACAGCACAUAAAUCUCCCAUAUUGGAAAAGUCUUUUGUGAGAUAUUUUGAGCCAAUACCCGAUUUAACGGUGUACGGCGACGACGUUAAACUAACAGCACAUAAAUCUCCCAUAUUGGAAAAGCCUUUUGUGAGAGAUUUUGAGCCAAUACCCAAUGCAUCGGUGUACGACAAUGACGUUGAUGUUAAGGGUCAGACAGACAUCAAGCACACUAGUCUAAGGAAAAAAAUAAUUAUUAGAUAUUUUCAAGCAUAGCCGUCGAGCGAUGCUCUUUAGAUGGACUAUCAUCAAAUGUAAGUUGAUGUUAAGGGUCUGUGUUAUUAUGCUAUAAGUCUACUAUAUAUGAUGGUUUGUGUUAUUGUGCUAUAAGUCUAGUAUGAUUGUGGAUUGAAUCAUCCUUGUUGCUAGAAGUAAGUUUUUGUGAUGUUUAUUGAAUAAAAAUCAUGUUUAAUUUACUUUU